AUAUAAAAGAGGGAUCAAAUGCAAAGUCUCAAGUAUACUACAGUAGCAAUGGGAAAUCAUCAAAGUAGCAUAAUACAAGAUAUAACUGAGAGUAUAAGAUCUGGUAGGCAUGAGGAUGACCUAGAAGAGUUCCAAAGACAUGCAAGCAUCGAGGAAAGGACUCCACACUUGCUGUUCCUGGGAAGAGGAGGUAGUGGAAAGUCAUCACUUGGGAAUUUGCUGAUCAAUGGAACCUCCACAGGUGACUCAGGCCCAAACAUUGGAACAACAAAAUACGUCGAGACUACAGAAGUAAAAAAGGAAGGUGCUAAAUACACGUACAUCGUCCAUGAUACUCGAGGGUUAGGAGACAGCAACACAAAGGUAGAAGAAAUGGAAACUGAGCUCCAAAGAGUUUAUCAAGACAAUAAGGAGGACUGUGUCGUGAUAAUAUGCGUUAGACUUAACGACAGGAUCACUGAUAGGGGGAUAAAGCAGUGCUUUGAAGUCUGCAAUAGUCUUGAUCCUAACGUAUGGGACAACGUGAUAGUCGCAAUCACACACUCGGAAGUACCACUGGAGAUGAGGAACAAAGCUAAUAGGUCUGAAAUGCUUGAAGAUCUAAAGACAGAAUGGAGGGCAAAAGUGCAAGAAACUAUUGAAGGAUUAGAAGUAGAAAAAGAAGUACCAGUCUGCUUUACAAGUCACACUGAAGCCGAUCGACCAAUUGAAGACAACUGGUUACAAAAGCUAAUAAAAGCGAUCAUCGAAAGAGCUGGGCAGUCAGAAGGCUGCUUUAGACUUCUCUUUAAAAUCCUCCAAGAGAAAUUAGAUUUAACUCGCAGUCACGAGUCAAUGGGAGCAUCCUUACGUAAUACAGAUGAGUGGGACGAUCUAACACAAUCCACAGCAGAUUUGGGAAUAGAGAUGAACAUGACAGCAACAAAGCAAGUCAGUGCAGGGAUAAUGAUAACAGUAAUAGGAGGAGUACUAGGAGGAGGAGCUGGAGUAGCAAGUGCUUUAGCUACCGGUAUAGCUGCUACUAGUGCAGGUCUUGCGACUGGAAUAACAGCAGGAGGAUUAACAGCAGGAGCCAUUGCUGGAGUAGCAGCAUUUGGUGCUGUUACCGUAGCUACGAGUGGGGUAGGGGCAUUAAUUGGAGCAGGAGUGGGUAUCGGCGUUGCAAUAGCAGUAGUGAUGGUAUGGCUUUGGAUCAAGAGAAGAAGAGCAGAAACAAACUAAUAACUACAUGCAUACAUGUACACAUAAUGAUUCCAUGAUAAUAUAUCAUUCAUUACAAUUUAUAAGUUGUGUCUUUCGUUAUUGU
Molecule: messenger RNA, 1306 nt
Organism: Amphimedon queenslandica
Lineage: Eukaryota; Metazoa; Porifera; Demospongiae; Haplosclerida; Niphatidae
Exons: 2
Coding region: 19-1221 (400 amino acids)
Molecular function (GO): GTP binding
Source: RefSeq, a predicted model, not a curated record